Hibiscus syriacus is the source of this 2210-nucleotide messenger RNA. Its product is annotated as arginyl-tRNA--protein transferase 2-like. NCBI's taxonomy places the organism in Eukaryota, Viridiplantae, Streptophyta, Magnoliopsida, Malvales, Malvaceae. Gene Ontology annotation, cellular component: cytoplasm. The record is from RefSeq and is a predicted model, not a curated record. Gene Ontology annotation, molecular function: arginyl-tRNA--protein transferase activity. Gene Ontology annotation, biological process: protein arginylation.
AAUUCGUUAAAAAGUCCUAUUUUUCCUUUUUGUUUUGUUGCGAAAGGAAUCAAAAAUGAAGAACGAAGCGAGCAGCAGCAAUAGCAGAGAAGAAAGCUUGGUUGUCGAUUGCGGCCGCCGGAGGAGCUCCUGCGGUUAUUGUAAAUCCUCCGGUCGAACCAGUAUCUCUCACGGUUUAUGGGCGCAUAGUCUUACAGUUAAUGAUUAUCAAGAUCUUCUUGACCGUGGUUGGAGAAGAUCCGGUUGUUUCCUCUACAAACCUGAGAUGGAAAGGACAUGUUGCCCAUCUUAUACUAUUCGUUUGAAGGCAAGUGAUUUUGUCCCUUCUAAGGAGCAACAUCGAGUUUAUAGACGAAUGCAGAGGAUUUUAGAUGGCACACUUGAGGUGAGGAAACCAAUGGAACUUGCUGAUGAUCAAAAUGCUUCGAAGCAUACAAGCAGCUCUGUCAAGCCUUUAGUCUCGAGCUCUGGGAAUGAAUCUUUCUCUUGUGGCAACAAAAGGGAAAAUAAGGCAGAAGAGUUUAUGCAUCAUUUAUCUAAUCAAAUAGACAAAGUGGUGCUUACAUGCAUUGAAAGUGGGGAAUUCCCAUCUGGAAUUCAAUUUCCAAAAGCUGCCGUCAAAAUGGUUUCACAUGCCAAACGGAAGCUAGCAGUUGAAGGGUCAGAAGAUCUUUUAUACACCAGCAACACUGCAUUCCAAAUAGCAGCCACUUUGAGGCGGACACGAUCUGCUGAGAGGGAUGGCCAACCAUCACAAAUAGUAGAAGAAAUUGAUCUAUGCCCCAAAUCUAUUGCCGAAAAGUUGACAUUUUCUUUAAAUCAGCUUGCAAACAUUUCUGGCCUGUCCUGUAGGGCAUGCAACGGGCAUAUUAACUUUUAUUCUACCGCUAAAAGUUCAUCUUUAGAUAGAGAUGUUCAAAUUGUUGCUUUGCCUGAAGAAUAUGGGAGUGCAAGUCAAAGCUUUCCUGCAAAGAAGAGCCCUGAACACUGUCAAGUGCAAAAGAGGAAGCUUGAGAUCCGUUUGAAAAGGUCCAGUUUCGAUCCAGAAGAGUAUGCAUUGUAUAAACGAUAUCAAAUUAAAGUGCAUAAUGAUCCACCAGAUCGUGUCACAGAAAGCUCAUACAGGAGGUUUCUUGUUGACACUCCCUUAUUUGUUUCCCCGUCUGCUGAUGGCUUGAUUCCUCCAUGUGGCUUCGGCUCAUUCCAUCAGCAAUACAUGAUUGAUGGAAAGCUAGUUGCCGUUGGUGUGGUAGACGUCCUUCGAUGCUUGUCAAGUAAGUAUUUAUUCUGGGAUCCUGAUUAUGCAUAUCUAUCAUUGGGUAAAUAUUCAGCUUUGCAAGAGAUUGGUUGGGUGAAAGAGAAUCAAGCGUAUUGCGCUAGUCUUCAGUAUUACUAUAUGGGCUAUUAUAUACAUUCCUGCAGCAAGAUGAGAUAUAAAGCAGCAUAUUACCCGUCUGAGCUUCUUUGCCCUCUUCGUUACCAGUGGGUUGCAUUUCAUUUAGUAAGCCUGAUACUUGAUAAAAAAAAAUACGUCGUCUUAUCUGAUUAUGCCAGUUUACAAGAUGGAGAGUCAUCCCAAUCCUGUAAUCCAGAAAGUCUCAUGGACUUGCAGCAUGAUGAGAAUGGACUAGAAGACUCGAAUGAUGUUUUUAUGGGUGAAGACGAACAGAUGAUUGAGAUUGAAUCUGACAGCUCUGACGAUGAAUUGGAGCCGGAUACAAGUGGCUUGGGAUCUGGCGCAAUAGAUAAUGGCGAUCUGACUAAUGUUUUAGUUGGACUGAGAGGUUCACGACUAAGAUACAAGGAUCUACAGCAAGCAUUUGGUCCCACCAAAAGGAAUUACUUGGAAACGCAAUUGCGCAGCUACCAGAGAGUGGUGGGUGUAGAGCUGUCCAAGCGAAUGAUUUAUUCACUUGGCUAAGAAUUUGUUAUGAUACAAGAUGUCUUGAGAAGUCCGAUAUUGAAUCAAUGUAUCUUCAAGUCUUCUAAGCUUUACCUGGAGUAGGGAUCACUUCAAUCCAUUUAUUUAAUGAAUCAAAGAUUCCUUAGUAGGUACGUGCAUCUACCUCUCCUGUACGUAUCCGACAUGUUCUCUUGGUUUGACAAAAUCGAACUGAAUUAUGCUUAUGCUUUACUGUUGUAGUGACAAUUAUAUGCCAUUCAAAUAAGAUUUGCUUUGCCAGUUUAAGCAAAAAUUUCUUUUCCUCUAA